Messenger RNA from Phoenix dactylifera (date palm), 1976 nucleotides. The record is from RefSeq and is a predicted model, not a curated record. NCBI's taxonomy places the organism in Eukaryota, Viridiplantae, Streptophyta, Magnoliopsida, Arecales, Arecaceae.
GAUGUGCAAUAACGGUGAAAUCUUAUAAAAAACGAGUUUAAGCUUCCAGAUGAUUGCAGGGAACUAAGAAAGAUUUGAAAGAUCCUUAUCUAGCUGAAUAAAAUUACUGCAAAACAAAAUACAAGCAUGGACAUAGCAUGGCACGAGAGUGAGGUGGAGAAGGGUGGUCAGAAGUUAGAAAUACGAGUUCUGCCUUUGUAUAUGGGCUAAGAGAGGGAAAUUGGACUUGUUUCAGGCCAGAUUAGUACAUUUUUUUCAUCAUUUAGGAAUCAUCAUGAAAGUAAUAACAAUAUCUUUCAAAUUAUUAAAAUUUUAAAUUCUUUAUUAUUCUUGUAAUUAUUUUUUAUGAAAUUGUUGAUCAAAAUUUACCAUAGAAUUUACAAUUUAUUCACAGGUGUUUAUGAUCUGAGUGCCAAUCAUCAGCACCCCAUUUUUUUCCAUUCGUGUGGAUUCGACUGACCCGGAACGGUCGUCUUCCGUGGGGCCACAUGUGCACUGCACCACGUGUCACUGGAGGGUGUGAAAGUGGGUGUUUCCUGGAAGUGCGCCCAUCUGCUAUUUAUCUCAAAAUGGCAAGGCGCUUAAAACACCUGAUAGCUCACGCCGGGCUAUCUCACUCCUACUCGCUCGCACUCGCAAAAACACCACUCCUUUAACUCUCUCUCGCUCCCUCCCUCCCCUUUAGAUCUCGAUUCGCCUCUCCUUCUUGUUGGAAUUCAAUCCAAGGAAUUGGUAGUAUGUAGUAGUUUUUGCUUAGAUCUUGGGAAUGGAAGCGAUUUGUAUGACUGAUCUAUAGAUCUCUGGGGUUCGAAAUGGAGGGUUUCAACCCGAAGGAUUUAUCCACGAUCGGAGGGAUCGCGACCAUAUCGCUGCUCCAUUCCUUCAUCCCCACCCACUGGCUCCCUUUCUCCAUUGUCGGCCGCGCCCAGAAAUGGAGCCUCUCCAGAACUCUCCUCGUCACAGCUGCAUUUGGAGCUGUCCUGCAUGUGAUUUCAACCUCACUGCUUGGCAUUGCUGCAAUUACCAUGGCCACCACAAUUGCUGGUGAGGAAACAGUGCAUAGACUUGCAUCCUUGUUUCUCAUAAUUCUUGGAGGAAGUUACGUUCUGCUAUUCUUAUUUGGUAAGGGAGGCCACAGUCACUCCCACAACCAUCCCAUGGAGAAGCUGGCUGUGACUGGACUUAUUCUUGUACCAGCAUUAUCUCCUUGUGCAACAACACUUCCUGUUUUCCUUGCUGUUGGCAACUCCUCAUCUAUGAUGGUGCUAGCUAUUGUUGUGCUGCUAUUCAGUACUGUAACUGUGAUGAUAUCUCUGGUAGCCCUCUCGUUUUAUGGAGCCAGCCAGCUCAAAUUUCACUGGGUGGAGCACUACGAUAAGCUUAUUUUAGGUUCAGUGCUUUGCCUGGUUGGAAUACUGACAUUUGCUUUUCAUGAUCAUGAUGGUGAGGAGCAUUCAGUCGUGGAGAAUGUGCCAAGAAAGCUUAUCGUCUUAUGAUAAAAAUUGGGUAAUCAUAACUCUCCGUGUCAUGAUGAUUUUGAUUAAUUGAUGAGGUGCAAGGUAACUACAAUGUGGUUGAAGGAAAAGGGGUAUUUUGCCUUCUAGCUCUGAUCAUAAGGUUUUUUUCCUUAAAUCUUUAUGUUGCUUUCUUCUUGUUCCAGAGGGUUGGGUUGCAUGGUGAUGAUAGUUUGAGCCUACAAUACAAAUUGCAGCAAGUCACUGUGUAACUGCAAGUCGAUGGUCAGAGCCUAAAGAGCACGAGUUGAUAGAGUACAAAAUUGCAUUUUCCCCAGCUUAAUAGAAUAGGAAUUUUGGUGUUCAUAUGAAGUCCAGAUUUUUCAGUCAUAAAAGUAUUCCUUUAUUUGCUUCAAUUUUCUAUUUUUGGUAUUUUUUUUUUCAUAUUACCUGUUGCUAGACCUGAAGAAGAGUCUUGACAUUGACCUAAAGGUUAUCCAAUUUUUUCACUAAAUUAUGAAU